GGAGAAUUUGCAAUUUUAAACAAAGAAAACCAGGAUCCCUUCUCAUUCAAGUGAUUUAAGAGUUUCAUCUCUGCAUAAGAAAUACCUCUUGUGUCUCUGCUGGUUGAUACAUGUAUCUAUUAUUGCACCCAGUAAUAACAGGCUUGUGUUCUUCAGAAUGUUUUCUUUACCUUUUCUAUAGCGCACAAACUCUGCUCAUUUCACGGCUGUAUAAAAUGACAGACCCCGGUGGUAGAUAAUUUAUUUUACCUUUAAACCCUAGUGUGUUGCUAAUCUUUACAGUAGAUAUUGACUGUCCUGGCAAUUUGAAUACUGCUGCUUUGUUACCGAGCCUCGUAAGAUUACUCCUUCCAAAUGAACUCUUGCACUUUUUACAAAUAGUGACUCAUAUCUCUGUGCCAUAUUUCAUAGCAGAAAGCAAUGGCACAGGGAGAAUGGCAAGAGAGAUGGCUUUGCCUUAGUAUAUAUUUUGAUCGCCAAGUUUAAAACAAGCUCAGUGUUAUAAUUUGUUCAGUAAGCAAAAGGUCUUCAAAUAAAAAUAUACUUUAUGUUUAAUUUGUAAUGCAAAGCUUAUAAAUUGUGGAAAAUGCUGAUUUGACACAGCAGGUAUGACCGUGCUCUUUUGUAUUCCACCGAAUUAUGUCUGCAACAUAGGAUUUAUUUGCUUGAAUUAAUUUACUGAUCCUUAAUUGCUUUUGUUUGGUCUUUCUCAUAAUGUGUCCUUAUUUUGUUAGGAAGAAUUAUUCUGAUAAUCUAAUAGCCACUAAAAGAUAAUCUCUUAAUGUGAAAUUGUGCAUGACCUAGUUACAAAUUAGGCAGUGCUGAGAAGGACUUGCCUGCAUUUCAUACCUUCUCAGAUCGGGCUGUUUAUGGUUCAUUGCAUUGUAUGUUCUCAUGCAACUAACAGUGCAUUUCCGAGUUUAAUGGAGAGAGAAAUGAGAAAUUUUGUAGGGGUGCACUGAUAAAGAUUUUUGUGGCUGAUACCCAAUUAUUAACCAGCCUUAUGGGCCAGUACCAAUCUGAUAUGGAACUGAUAUAUCGGCGCACCUCUAGAAUUUGGUAGAAGAAAAGAUUCUAGCAGGGAACCAGAUUAAUAAUGGUGGAAUAAUUAUUGAUUGGUGGAGUUAUAACAAUGCUAAUUCUGACUUGCUGUUAAAUGUCUGGAUCACAUAAUGACUUUCACUUAUCUAUCUGAGGAUGUAUUGAGCAGUCCUUAGGCAAGAGCUCCUCUUCACUGGAGACUGUUUCCACUGUUUAGUAAUUUCUGGGAACAUGAUGCAAUUCUGUUGACAUUACAGAUGUAGAAAUAAUGUGGGGUAUACUUAGGUUUCCACAUCUUCUCUAGGAGUCGGAGUAAAUAUAAUCUAUUUUUUUAUUAGUGGUAUAUCUUUACUGUUCUAAAAUAAAACAUUUGAUUAUGAAGUCAAACUAAGAAGGUAUUUCUUCAUGAAACUGAGAUCUCUUGUUGAUUUGAAUCUUCCUUACAAAGGUGUUGUUAUAAUCUGAAGUUCCUUGGAAGUAAUUCUGUGGUUGAUUACUAAAGACAGACUUUGCUUAAUCAUCCGAACCCAAAAGCAUAGAUUUUUUUUCUAUGCUUAUUUCUUUUCCCAAUUUUAAUUGACCUGAUUCUUAAUUUUGAAGGCAACACUUGAAAUAACUUAGUGAAGUGCGAAUUUCUGCUACUUUACUGUAAAGGUUUGGGCAGUCAAGGUGAAAUGCAGUGAUGGCGUUUUUCUCAUGAAAUUGUUCAUCCUUAACUAUGAUGCAGCUCUCACUUUAAAAAUCAAUAUUGUUUGACUUUGGUCAGAACUCUGCUUAAAAAUGCUUAAUUUAUCAGCAUGAUUUUUAAGCUGGAAACAGAGUAUUAUAGCUAUUAGAUUUUGGAGGGCCUGACACCUAUGGGAAUAGUGGAUCUUGGAUAAUGUACAUCCAGAAUACAUAUGGGGACAGGAUAAAAUAUCCAUGUUUCCCCCUGUCGGUGUGUGGGUGGUCACUAAAAAGGGCUUGUGCCUGGGCUUCUAGCAUGUAUGUGAUGGACAGCAGUCAUUGUGUGGCAGGCAAUGGACUUGGAACUUGCAGUAUAAGGAGGGAAGACAUCGGGGGCAAGUAGAUCUGGGCAGUGCAUGUGGCCUUGUGUAAUGGGUGGGUGGGGUAGGUGGGUUAUAGAUAAAGGAAAAUUCUGUAAAGUCCCUUAUCUUGACCACCCAGCAAUGUAAAUUCACUGAGAUAGAACAAACUCAGAAUAAAUGUUCCUUUAAAGCGGUGCACAAAUUAGUUAUGUUUGAGGAAUAUAAUUAAGUGGUUCACAUGGCACUAUGUAUACAGAUAGACCCAUUGCAUGCUGGGAAUAGUCAUUUACAACCCCCUUGUACUAUUUGCAAUUUAUACUUGUGUGUCCAUUCUGUAAGUAUCCUGGAAAGGUUCCCAACCUUCAGAUCCACCUGAUAAUGGUCUAAGCUGCCCUGAAAUCUCCCCAAGGAUCUCCUAGGCUGAAUACUAUUUCCCAAAGCAUUUAUUGCUUUCCUUUCUUGUUGCAGAAAAAUCUAUCUUUAUUGACUCCACUACUCUGUUUCAUCAGGAUCAUUAGGAUGGGCCUGAUUCUUCACUCAGGCAAAACUCUCCUUGGCUUCCUGAGUCAGAAUCUGCAUGUUUGUUAUAAAACUUACUAAAACUUUCUCAAACACAACAGGCCUUCUCGUGGGGACGCUAGAUGCAGUCUUGGAUUCUACAUCCAAAGUGGCUCCAUUUCGUAUCCUGCAUCAGACACCAGAUUCUCAAGUCUACUGGUCCAUUGCUUGUGGAGCCAGCAGAGAAGAAAUAACAGAACACUGGGACUGGUUGGAGCACAAUGUUAUGAAGACCUUGUCUGUAUUUGAUUCAAAUGAAGACAUUACUAGCUUUGUACAGGGAAAGAUCAGAGGCUUGAUUGCUGAAGAGGGGAAGGGUUCAUUCGUAAAAGAAGAAGAUCCUGAGAAAUUCCGGGAAGCUCUUCUGAAAUUUGAAAAGUGUUUUGGAUUGCCAGAGCAGGAGAAGUUGGUGACCUAUUACUCAUGCAGUUACUGGAGAGGACGAGUGCCCUGUCAGGGGUGGCUUUAUCUCAGUACCAACUUCUUUAGCUUUUAUUCCUUUUUGUUGGGAGCAGAAAUAAAACUCAUUAUCUCCUGGGAUGAAAUCUCGAGACUUGAAAAGACCUCCAAUGUGAUCCUGACGGAGAGCAUUCACGUGCGCUCCCAUGGGGAGGAUCACUACUUUUCCAUGUUUUUGCACAUUAAUGAGACAUUUCUGCUCAUGGAGCAGCUGGCAAACUACACCGUUAGAAGACUUUUUGACAAGGAGACUUUUGAAAGUGACCAAAUCCUCCAUGAUCCCCUGCAAAUCACUAAGAGAGGUCUGGAGAGCCGAGCCCACAGCGAGCAGUUCAGUGCGUUCUUUAGGCUACCCAAAGAAGAGACCUUGCAGGAAGUGCAUGAAUGCUUCUUAUGGGUUCCAUUCUGCCAUUUCAGCACCCUGGGGAAAAUGUGCAUUUCAGAGAACUACAUCUGCUUUGCCAGCCAAGAUGGCAACCUGUGCAGUGUGAUCAUUCCUCUAAGAGAGGUUGUAGGUGUGGAUAAAGCUGAUCCAGCUAACAGAGGAGUCAGCAUUAGCAUCAAAGGAAAAAGAGCUUUUCGUUUCACAGAUGUUAAAGACUUUGAGCAACUGGUGGCAAAGCUCAGGCUCAAAUGUGGUGCGACGUCAAGUCCACAGCACGCUGCAAAUCCAGAGGUGACAGCACAGGUUGCCGUUAGUCCUGACCCUGAUAACUUGGUGGAUUAUUACGAGGGACGGUCGAUGGGGCAAAAAGACAGUAGCAAGACUGUCAGCACAGAAGCCCUUAUGACCGUUUUCCAUCCUCAGGAUGCCGAGAACCUCGACUCUAAAAUGUUAAAAGAAAAAAUGAAAGAGCAAUCCUGGAAUAUCCUCUUUGUAGAAUGUGGCCGUGGAGUUAGCACGUUUCGGACAAAGAAGACUCGUGACCUAGUAGUACGAGGGAUCCCGGAGACAUUAAGAGGAGAGCUGUGGCUUCUUUUCUCAGGCGCUGUUAAUGACAUGGCUACCAACCCUGGUUAUUACACCGAAGUGGUGGAAAUAUCCAUUGGGACAAGCACCUUAGCUACUGAUGAAAUUGAGCGAGACUUGCGUCGUUCCCUGCCUGAGCACCCAGCAUUUCAGAGUGACACUGGCAUUUCUGCACUCCGGAGAGUUCUCACGGCCUAUGCAUACAGAAAUCCCAAGAUUGGGUACUGUCAGGCAAUGAACAUUUUGACAUCAGUAUUGCUGCUGUAUGCUAAAGAGGAAGAAGCUUUCUGGCUAUUGGUUGCUGUGUGUGAAAGAAUGUUGCCUGAUUAUUUCAAUCGUCGAAUCAUCGGUGCCUUGGUGGAUCAGGCAGUGUUUGAGGAACUCAUCAGGGAUCACCUGCCUCAGCUGACAGACCACAUGACAGACAUGACCUUCUUCUCAUCAGUCUCCCUCUCCUGGUUCCUUACCCUCUUUAUCAGUGUGCUGCCCAUUGAAAGUGCAGUCAACGUGGUUGACUGUUUCUUUUAUGAUGGGAUAAAGGCAAUCCUGCAGCUGGGUCUUGCAGUGCUGGACUAUAACAUGGACAAACUCCUGACCUGCAAGGAUGAUGCAGAGGCAGUGACUGUUCUAAACAGAUUUUUUGACAGUGUCACUAACAAGGACAGCCCCUUACCUCCAGCUGUGCAGCAGGCUUCAAACCUGUCCAAUGCCAAGAGUGACCACCCAAAAGUAGAUAUCACCGACCUGAUCCGAGAGGCAAACGAAAGAUAUGGUGAUAUUCGAUAUGAGGAUGUCCAGAGCAUGCGCAGCAGGAACAGGCUGUAUGUAAUCCAGACCCUUGAAGUUACUACAAAGCAGAAUGUGCUGCGUGUCAUAUGUCAGGAUGUAAAAUUCAGUCCUAGUGACCUGGAAGAGCUUUAUGAAUUAUUCAAGAAAGAACAUUUUCUAUCUUGCUACUGGAGUGUAAAUAGCCCAGUCCUGAGACACCACGAUCCCAGUCUGCCUUACCUGGAACAGUAUCGGAUCGAUUGCCAGCAGUUCCGGGUUCUCUAUCAUCUUUUGAGCCCAUGGGCACAUUGUGCAAACAAGGACUCUCUCGCGUUGUGGACGUUCAGGCUGCUGGACGAGAACUCGGAUUGCCUUAUAAACUUCAAAGAAUUUGCCUGCGUGCUCGAUAUUUUGUAUAACGGAAGUUUCACCGACAAACUGAAGCUGCUUUUUAAGUUGCACAUCCCUCCAGCUUUUACUGAAGUGGAAUCUCUGAGCCCUUCAAAAGGCAUUGAACUUUCCAAAGAAGAGUUGAUCCACUUCAGCCAGCUCACUGUUUCCUCUCCUGUGGACAGUCAGGAAGCUGAUGCCUUGAAGAGCCCAGAAAAAGGUAAAGGGAAGGUUGAUAUUCAGGCUUAUCUGAAGCAGUGGCAAGAUGAGCUUCUUAAAAAAGAAGAAAAUAUCAAGGAUUUGCCUAGAAUGAACCAGUCACAGUUCAUUCAGUUCUCAAAGACUCUGUACAACUUGUUCCAUGGGGACCCCGAGGAGGAGUUGUUGUAUCGAGCUAUAGCAGGGUUUGGGAGAAGGCUGCAGAGUUCCACGUCACCAGGCAAAAGUCCGGCUGUGGCAGUGGAAUUGACUGCUGAGGACCAAAAGAAACUGCAGGAGGAGAAUGAACCACAGCAGCCUGAAAGCAGUAAAAUGCAGGGUCCUCCCAGCGCAGACCAUGAAUGGUCUUUUGCUUUUGAGCAGAUCCUGGCAUCCUUGCUAAAUGAACCGGCCUUGGUGAGAUUUUUUGAGAAACCCAGUGACUUAAAAGCUAAAGUAGAAAAUGCUAAAACUUCCCAACUGAAAGCAAGAAGCAGACUGUAACUUCCCCCAUCUCUGCACCCUGUAUGAACACACAGCGCUUACAAAAGAAGGCCUUUACUAUAGGAACGGAGCCUGGAGUUUACUUUGUGAGUGGAGCUUGAGGGUUUAGCUGGCCCCACCACAUAAUGGUAUGCUUUUUUGAUGACAUUAAAUUUAGUUUGAAGCGCAAUUGCUUCUUCACACUAUUCACAGAUUCACUGCACAAAGGACUGAAACAUGAGUGGCAUUUUUUACCCCGUUCAAGAUAUGCAGUAUUUUUAAACUUCUAAAUGUUGACCGAAAGAGGGCAUGUUGGCAACGCUUUCUGUGUAUCAGCUCUUACUGGUUACACUCCCUUGGACAUGCUGCUCAUCCUCAGAGUGAUGAAUGUAAGGAUUUCUGCCAUCUUCCAUUAUGAUGAAUAGUGGUAUCAAAAUGUUUUAAUUUCUGCCUGGUCUGAUUUCCAGGAAGCCAUUUUUGAAGCUGUAUGUAGACUCUCAUCAAUCCGGGAUAGAAACCUCAGUCCUACUGAUAGGAAACUGUGGUCUAGUAGCCUUUGUGGCCACCAGAUCAUGGUGAUAGAGAAGAAUGCCACGUCACUUUAGUGUUAAUCUUUUUCUUGCUAGAUUUCACUAGCUUAAAAUGAAGAGUGGGUUUUAGAAAUGGGCCUUUGUGUAGCAUCCAGAUUAGAAUCCCAGUUUACUUAAUGGUAUCGUUUCUGAACUGGAUCCUUACAGCCCUGAAGCUUGUGAAUCCAGUGAAUGUGCUG
This is a messenger RNA of Alligator sinensis (Chinese alligator), 6664 nucleotides long. It is a transcript of the gene TBC1D8B, whose product is annotated as TBC1 domain family member 8B. Bases 2647 to 5916 code for a protein of 1089 amino acids. The transcript has 20 exons. The record is from RefSeq and is a predicted model, not a curated record. Gene Ontology annotation, molecular function: calcium ion binding. NCBI's taxonomy places the organism in Eukaryota, Metazoa, Chordata, Crocodylia, Alligatoridae.